Molecule: messenger RNA, 2067 nt
Organism: Lolium rigidum
Lineage: Eukaryota; Viridiplantae; Streptophyta; Magnoliopsida; Poales; Poaceae
Product: carotenoid 9,10(9',10')-cleavage dioxygenase 1-like
Exons: 13
Coding region: 8-1768 (586 amino acids)
Biological process (GO): carotene catabolic process
Cellular component (GO): chloroplast stroma
Molecular function (GO): carotenoid dioxygenase activity
Source: RefSeq, a predicted model, not a curated record
UCCAAGAAUGGCGACCACCUUUCACUGUUCUCUUCGGCUAAGCCUGUGCAGCGGCAGAAGGCGGCCCUCUUCCAUCUCCAUCAGCGCUACUCGUCUCUCCCAUAAGAUCAUAUCGACUGCAAAGCCAUAUUUCAAGGAGCUUCAGCAACAGUUUGCUUUAAGGACCGGGGCUGUUAACAGUAUCUCCAAGAGGUUACUGGGUGCGUUUGUGGAGUCCACUUUCACACUCAGUCAUCAGCCUUUACGUCCCACCGAGGGUAAUUUUGCUCCAGUCAAAGAGAUCGGCGAGAUACAGGAGAUAUUAGAUAUUGCAGGAAACAUCCCAGCUGAUUUUCCAGAGGGUGUUUAUAUAAGAAAUGGUUCGAACCCCCUCUUUGGAGCCCUCCAUUCAUCGAAGUCCAUCUUUGGCAAGUCCCAUGACAUUUGGGUCGAAGGAGAAGGCAUGCUCCACGGCUUGUACUUCACCAAGAGCAGCGACAACACAUGGACAAUCUCCUACACCAACCGCUACGUGCAGUCCGAUACAUAUAGGCUUGAGAAAGAACUGAAGAAACCAUGCUUUAUCCCUUCCACUGACGGUGACCUUCCCGCAGUGCUUAUCGCUGCUGCCCUCAAUAUUCUAAUGUACGGAAAGGCUUUCAAGAACAUUAGCAACACCAGCGUGUUUGAGCAUGCUGGGAGAGUCUUCUCAGCCGCAGAAAAUGACAAUCCCCACGAGAUUGAUUUGUAUAGUCUUGGCACACUAGGUAGCUGGAAUGUUGAUGGAGAAUGGAAGAUGCCAUUCACUGCCCACCCAAAGGUCAUCCCUGGAACAGGAGAGUUGGUCAUCUUCGGGUUCAACUUGGACAGACCUUUCCUAACAGUUGGAAUUGUCUCAGCCGAUGGGAAGAAACUAAAGCGGAAGGUUGAUAUCGAGCUAGAUAGAUGCACAUAUUGUCAUGAACUAGGAGUUACUGCGACGUACAACAUUAUCUUAGAUACUCCACUUACACUCAGCAAAGGAAGGAUGCUGAGAGGUGCUCCGCUGAUUGAAUUUGAAAAGGACAGCUAUGCGAGAAUAGGGGUCAUGCCCCAUUAUGGCGAUGCAAGCUCGAUAAUAUGGUUUUACGUACAGCCAUUCUGCACGAUACAUCUUGUCAACUGCUUUGAGGAAGAUGAUGAGGUCAUUGUACGGGGAUUUCAUGUGCCAUCUUCUAUCAUUAUGGGCCCAAGGCUCAUCGAUAUGACGAAAGAAACAAGCAAGGAAUAUUCUCGCUUGUAUGAGUGGAGAUUGAACUUGAAAACAAGGAAAGUUACAGGCAAAUACUUAACUGGCAUGGAGGUUGCUCUAGAAUUCCCUGUUAUUAACAACAAGUAUGUUGGAUUGUGCCACAAGUAUGCAUAUGCACAAGUGGCAGAUUCUCCAGCAAGCUUUGCGGGUGGUCCUGGAAUAGUACGACCAAAGUUCGGAGGUUUCGCAAAAAUUCUCCUUGAUGAAAAAGAGGAUGUAACCACCAAGGACACAGGCAGAGAGGGUCUAAUAAAGGUCGAGUAUCAUCACCUAGACAGAAACCAGUUCUGCACAGGAGCAACUUUUGUGCCAAAGGUCAGUGGUGCAAACGAAGAUGAUGGCUGGAUCGUUUCGUUUGUGCAUGAUGAGGGGACACAUAAAUCAGAAGUGCAUCUCAUCGACACUCGAAGAUUUGGAUGUGGGCCUAUUGCCAAGAUAACAUUGCCGCAAAGAGUACCCUAUGGUUUUCAUGGAGCAUUUGUCUCAAAAAGCACAUGACAAAGGAGAAUUUUUCACUACAAGGCUAUAAGACCUGCAUUUACCACUAGAUGUAGUAGUACAUACUCAUUUUAUCAUUCAUAAGUCUUAAAGCUUGUUGAGACUGUGACCCUAUAGCAAAUAUGUAACUUCGAUCCUAUGAUUUUCAUAGAGCACUUGUCUCACGAAGAACAUAGCAAAGGAUAGAUUCUUCCUACAAGCCCUGCAUUCGCCACAAAAAAGGAGCUACUUCCUAUGCUUAAAGUUUACUGGAGAUGCACAUGGUUGUGUUAUUAACAGCUUUGUCAAUUAACAUUUAA